AACAAGAAAAAUAAUUAUUAAAAAAAAAAGAAGAGAGAGAGAGAGUUCGGUAUUUACAAGAAAAGUGGCAAAUUACAACCUGUACACUACACCAUAUGGUUAUAACUGAUAAAUUUCCCUACCUCCCAUAACAAGAAUACACUAUGAAUAAAAUGUACCAGAAAUUGCAACCGCUUGGAUGUAACCAAAGCUGGCCAUCCUAAUUUUUCCAAAAGCAGUUACCCUAAAUGCCAUUGUUGUUGGUAUAUAUAAUGUGCAGGUUAGACUCGUUUACUCAAUCAUCUAAAAACACAACCUUCUUUCCCCUUCCCCCUAACCUCUUGUUCCUUAAUUGUCUCUCCUCUUGUACCUCCUCCUGUAAAGAAAAGAGAAGAGACAAUGGAGCUCAUCAACAGCCGGGUCUUCCUCCUCGUCCUCCUCGUCCUCCUCAUAUCCAUCUCUUCCGGUCAAGUCUCAUCACGCCCAACCCCACAGGCGGAUGCGGCUGUUGAAAAUAUCUGUGCCAAGACUACUAACUCUGCUCUUUGCUCCAGCACCGUCCUUCCUAACCUACGCGGCAAUGCCGACCCUACCACCGUCCUUCAAAUAGAGAUGAAGGCAUGCUUGGACCUCACCAAAGGGGCCCUCGGCCAGCUGAAGAAGACGGCCAGCAAUCCCUCCACAUCGCCGGCAGAUGUGUCGUCGAUCAAAGUAUGCCAAGAAGUCUACGAAUCUGCCGUAGACGACAUCAACGGUGCCAGUGAGGCCAUUGCCGCGCGCGACGUCGGCACUUUACAAACCAGGCUUAGCGCAGUGAUUACCUAUUUUGGUACUUGUGAUGAUGCUGUCGCCGAGUCUCCCGGCUUCAAGCUGCCUUUGAAGGAGGACGAUGUUGUUACAUUGAAUAAGCUGGCAAGCAACUGCAUGGCCAUCUCCACAUUGCUCAAGUAGACUAGCAAUAAACUGCUCCCUUACUUAACUCUGUUUCACAAACUGCACUGCACCACUUCUGAUCAGAGAUGGAAGAUGCUGUUGACAAUAUUAUUAAAUAAUUUAAUACAAAUUUGAAUAUUCGUUUCAGAGUUUAA
Prunus dulcis (almond) is the source of this 1067-nucleotide messenger RNA. Its product is annotated as putative pectinesterase/pectinesterase inhibitor 26. Bases 379 to 930 code for a protein of 183 amino acids. Gene Ontology annotation, molecular function: enzyme inhibitor activity. The transcript has a single exon. NCBI's taxonomy places the organism in Eukaryota, Viridiplantae, Streptophyta, Magnoliopsida, Rosales, Rosaceae. The record is from RefSeq and is a predicted model, not a curated record.